UUGGAACCCGGUACCAUGGACUCCGUGCGCUCGGGACCCAUUGGACAAAUUUUCCGACCGGAUAACUUCGUGUUCGGACAGUCGGGAGCCGGCAACAAUUGGGCCAAGGGUUUCUAUACCGAGGGCGCCGAGCUGGUCGAUUCAGUGCUCGACGUGGUGAGAAAAGAAGCCGAGAGUUGCGAUUGCCUGCAGGGUUUCCAGCUCACACACUCGCUGGGAGGUGGCACGGGUUCUGGAAUGGGCACCCUUCUGAUCUCGAAGAUCAGAGAAGAGUAUCCGGAUAGGAUCAUGAGCACCUUUUCCGUGGUACCAUCUCCUAAGGUCUCCGACACCGUUGUAGAACCCUACAACGCCACCCUUUCAGUCCAUCAAUUGGUGGAAAACACGAACCAAGCAUAUUGCAUCGACAACGAAGCGCUCUACGAUAUUUGCUUCCGUACGUUGAAAUUGACUACCCCUACCUAUGGCGACCUCAAUCAUUUGGUCUCCGCUACCAUGUCCGGCGUGACAACUUGUCUAAGAUUUCCUGGUCAACUGAAUGCCGACUUGCGGAAGCUCGCGGUGAACAUGGUGCCGUUCCCGCGUCUGCAUUUCUUCAUGUCCGGCUUCGCGCCUCUCACAUCCCGAGGAAGUCAACAGUAUCGUGCUCUCACCGUGCCAGAACUCAUCCAGCAAAUGUUCGACGCGAAGAACAUGAUGGCCGCGUGCGAUCCCAGGCACGGCAGGUACCUCACGGUAGCCGCCAUCUUCCGCGGCAGGAUGUCGAUGAAGGAGGUCGACGAGCAGAUGCUCAACAUCCAGAACAAGAACAGCUCGUACUUCGUCGAGUGGAUCCCGAAUAAUGUAAAGACCGCCGUCUGCGAUAUUCCGCCGCGCGGCCUCAAGAUGUCCGCUACCUUCAUCGGCAAUUCCACAGCUAUUCAAGAGUUGUUCAAGAGGAUCUCCGAGCAGUUCACCGCUAUGUACAGAAGGAAAGCCUUCUUUCACUGGUACACCAGUGAGGGUAUGGACGAGGUGGAAUUUGAAGAGACAGAAGCAAAUAUAAACGACCUAGUGUCGGAGUACCAACAGUACCAGGAUGCGACAGUGGAAGACGACGAGGAAGUGGACGAAGAGGAAAUGGAGAAGUAGGAGAUUGCGGAAGAGAAGAAGAUCGCGCGCAUUUACUAUUCUUCUUUUAGACGAUUAUACCUUUUACUCUUGUUUUUAUAUUGUCAUUUUACAUGCAUUUUCUAUGUUGUCCGUGUACACGCAAUUUUCGAGGAAGUUUUGAUCGUUUGUAUUGCGCUUUCGUUUGAAGUUUGUAAUAGACGAUAUUACAACAGACAAAUGGGCAACUAAAUUGGUCUUGCGCUUUAAUGUCGGCGGUCGUAAACUAACUAGCUGUUCCGAGCACGUUGUUGCUUGAGCGUACACGAAUUGCACGCGAUCGCUCCACGCCGUGCUAACAGCAUCAUUCGCGUCAGUUAAUGGCACAGCAGCCGUUGUUAUAAAUAUACGCGCCUCUUAAAUAAGACGAGUAAUCGCAGGCGUUUAGACGCGGCUCUCGCUAUCGAACUCGCUAUCGUCCUUCUGGCCAACUGGCAUUGAUGAAGUCAAGGCCUCGACGAAAAUUGGCGAUCGCGCAUCAUCUCAUCGGUGCCCCGAGGGCAAACGUUUUAUUGUCGCGUGCAAUAACGAAGAACGCAUGUUAUUGCGCGAGGUACGGCGAGUUGCACAAGCGACAAUGCCUAGUGACCUGGUGCGUUCGCGCGUGCCGAUUCUAUUUAAUGCUGCCGGCGUACAGGAAAUCAUCGUGGCGAUGCCCAAUUUUAAUCAUGAUAAAAAAUAUAAUUUGAUGUGAUUGUGGAGACGAUUUGGUGGAGGAAAGAUGAAACAUCGUGUGAACAGCAUGUUGUAAUUGAUGAAGAAGGAAUUUUACGUGUGGCAAUUUGACAGAUUCGUGAAAGACAAUUGAAAAGUUUUUAAAUACAAUUAAAGACGAACAUAAAUUGAAUACGGUAGGUUGCUACGAGGGACAAAAUCCUAAUCUUCAUUUGCAACGUAUUAACCUGUACUUCAGGGAAUUAGAAACCCAACCAAACAGAGUCAGAUACGUACCCAGGGCAAUUGUGGUUGAUUUCGAUCCCAUCGACCUAGACAUCACUUUAAGCCACUGUUUCCAACAAUUCAUCGACGAAAAGAAUGUGGUGUGUGAAGAGAAAAGUGCCUACAAUAAUUGGGCAACGGGUUAUUAUCGCGCAAAACAUAAUAAGGUCAUAGAUAAAAUCUUGAAUAUUGUGCGAAAAGAAGCCGAAACCUGCGAGUCUAUGCAAGGUAUACAAAUCGUGCACAGCUUGGGUGGCGGAACUGGAGGAGGUUUAAGCAGUUUGCUCGCUAAGCACAUGAGCGGAGAAUAUUCCAACAAGAUCCUACAAUCUUACAGUGUGUUACCGGC
Molecule: messenger RNA, 2437 nt
Organism: Ooceraea biroi (clonal raider ant)
Lineage: Eukaryota; Metazoa; Arthropoda; Insecta; Hymenoptera; Formicidae
Product: tubulin beta chain
Biological process (GO): microtubule-based process
Cellular component (GO): microtubule
Molecular function (GO): structural constituent of cytoskeleton; GTP binding; GTPase activity
Source: RefSeq, a predicted model, not a curated record